UGCCAAUUUGUAUUUUUUUGUAAAAACAUUACAUUAUAAAUCAGAUCUUCUCCGAAAAUUAAAUAUAAAAACCUUAAAACUCGAAUAUAAAACUUUAUUAUAAAAUAAACUCAAAAUAAAAUUAAAAAAAAGGCCAAGUUGGCAGCCGUGUUUACUCUCCGGAAAAUCUGGCAGAAGUUAAAUUUUGUUUCCAAACAAAAAGCCAAAUCCAUUUCGAUAUAGUCUUGGAAUCGUAAUUAUUUAUUCACAAAAUUUAUACAAUAUUAUAUACAUAAACGAGGGCAACAUAAGAUAUCGCAGAGAAGCAGCGAUAGCCACCAACAGAUGACCGAUCGCUUGCACUUUCCUUUUUCGGACGAGAAAAUCUAUAAUAGCAUUUCGGAUUUGCGUCGUGAAAAUCCAAAACAAAGAAAAUCAACUGUGUCUUUAAAGGGAGAACGUAGGCGCAUAAAUAGUUGUACGUAAAAUGCCUACCCUGUUCGCGCUGCUUAAAAACAACUUGAGCGACGUCCACCCGCUGCACAACAUAGACCUUGACAAGGAUGUGGCCUAUUUGAAGGAUGCGGUUGCAAAGGAGCUGCAGCUGCAGUUCGAAGCCAAUGAACUGGAGAUCAUUCAUCACGGAAAGGUUCUGGAGGAUGCGGAUACAAUAAGCAAGUCCGUGCAGCCAAACGCCGUGAUCCACUGCUUCAAAAAGACCAAGCGCUAUACCCCCUAUGUGCCGCCGGCUGCUUCCGAGAUAAACACCAAGCACAUUCAGGAGCUCUUCUCGCUGACCUCGCACUUGCAGAUCAGUGUCACCUCUCGCUUCAACAUCUUGCAAAAGAUCCUUGCCGAGUAUCCAGAGUUCAGGCGUAAUCUGGGCGCCCAGGCCCUGAUCCGCGACUCUGUUCUAUUUAACAUGUUGCACGAGCCGGAGGUGGUUCAGAAUCUGGUACGGGACUACCCGCUCAUCUGCGAAGCCGCUCCAUUCAUUGUCGACACCAUACGCAAGGAACUAGCCAGAAAUAGCUCCGCUACCCAGUUUCAAGAACAAGCUGCUUCGGAGUCCACCACGUCAUCGGAGGAGGAGAACUCUCUGGGCGCUGGGAGCAGCAGCAGUGGUGGAAGCAGCAGUACCGCCGUCACCGCCAACAUUCGCCAGAUCAGCCGCCAACAACUGGCCAACGCUCUGGCCAAUGUCACCUCGUUCAACUCGCUGUCGAGUAUCGCCCAGAGAAAUGCGGACGAGGCGCAGCAAGUAGGAAGUGGGCCAUCAGCUGCUGCGCCAGCACCAUCGACUGCUCCUGCUGCUGCAAGUACCAGCGGAGCUAGCGGCAGCGGCGGAAUAUCCUCCGAGCUAUUCCGCAAUGAAUUAGACCGGGUUUUCCAGUCAUUGGCUCAACAACAGCCCCCGAGUCAGGUGGAGAACAUGGAUGUUGAGCCCGGAAACGCAUCAUCAACGGAUACUUCAGCCAUGUUGGAUGUCCACGAAGAUGACGACGAUGAUGAUGGUGGUGACGACAGUGACGUUUUGCCGCGUUGCUAUCGCCGUCAUCGUUUCACCGAGCAGCUCCGUACCAUGGCAGCCAUGGGAUUCAUCAACCAUACCCAGAACGUCAACUAUCUGACCUUAGCUGAUGGGAAUGUGGAGCACGCCAUAAACUUGCUGAUGUUGGGAAUGAACUAAGACCAGAGACUAUUAUUUGCUGAUGAUUAUUUUAUGAACUUAUAUUUAUUCUGCUGCUGCUGCUGCUGCGUCUGAGGAUUCUGAAGCAUUCAGCUCACGAGUAAAGCAAAGAAUGUCUCUGAUAAAUUGUAAUAAUUAAAAUACACUUAGGGGAACCGA
This is a messenger RNA of Drosophila ananassae, 1828 nucleotides long. RefSeq lists its product as uncharacterized. The coding region runs from base 467 to 1669 and encodes 400 amino acids. Gene Ontology annotation, biological process: ubiquitin-dependent protein catabolic process. The record is from RefSeq and is a predicted model, not a curated record. The transcript is spliced from 3 exons. NCBI's taxonomy places the organism in Eukaryota, Metazoa, Arthropoda, Insecta, Diptera, Drosophilidae. Gene Ontology annotation, molecular function: polyubiquitin modification-dependent protein binding. Gene Ontology annotation, cellular component: cytosol.